This is a messenger RNA of Striga asiatica, 1325 nucleotides long. The record is from the annotation of a GenBank genome assembly. Lineage: Eukaryota; Viridiplantae; Streptophyta; Magnoliopsida; Lamiales; Orobanchaceae.
CGGCCCCAAAUUCCAGGCCCUAAUCUCGACAAACCUCACUGCACUUGUAAACCCUAGAAUUUCACCUGCUUUCUCUCCUCGACCUUCUCUCGCUGCAUCAGGGAAGCAAAAUGGGAUCUAACGAACAAACCGUGCUGCAGUUCGUACCAUCACCUGCAAGCGUGUCGGCUAGGGUUCAUCCUCUUGUUAUAUACAACAUUUGCGACUGUUAUGUGAGGCGGCCUGACCAGGCGGAACGCGUCAUUGGCACGCUCCUCGGAUCGGUUUUGCCUGACGGCACGGUCGACGUUCGCAACUCCUACGCCGUCCCACACAAUGAGUCGUCGGAUCAGGUUGCAUUGGAUAUUGAUUACCAUCAGAAUAUGUUGGCGUCCCACCGGAAGGUGAACCCGAAGGAAGUCAUAGGAUUUGUGCUUGAUGUUGUCCUUAUCUUUCAGACAAAGUUCUCAGUAUUUUUGAAUCGGAAUUUGAUUAUAAGCUUGUGUGCACAUGCAUAUGUCGAUAGGUUCUCAACUGGCGGUGUGACACCUGGCAGUGCUCUAAUCCACGAGUUUUACUCUAGAGAAAUCACCAAUCCUGUUCAUUUGACUGUUGACACUGAAUUCAGAAGUGGAAAUGCUGCCAUCAAGGCAUUUGUGUCGAUUAAUCUGUCUCUUGGUGAUCAACAGCUUGCUGCUCAAUUUCAGGAAAUCCCAUUGGACUUGCGCAUGGUCGAGGCAGAACGCAUUGGAUUUGAUGUGCUUAAGCCAACAAAUGUUGAUAAGCUUCCAAAUGAUCUGGAGGGAAUGGAGGCCUCUAUGGAACGAUUGCUUGCUCUAAUUGAUGAUAUCUAUAAAUACGUUGAUAAUGUUGUGGAAGGGCGAAUUGCUGCCGAUACUAAAAUCGGGAGAUUCAUAUAUGAUGCUGUAGCAUCCCUCCCCAAACUGCCACCCCACAUUUUUGAUAAGCUUGUGAAUGAUAGCCUGCAGGACCAGCUGUUGUUACUAUAUUUGUCGAGCAUAACAAGAACACAACUCAGCCUAGCGGAAAAGCUCAACACGGCUGCCCAGAUCCUUUAAAGGUUGCAAUAUCUUGCUGAGCUUGUGGUUUGGUCUAUUUGUUUUCUGUUCACAUAUUACUGAUUUUCUAUUAGUAGCGGCUUGUUUGUACGAUUUAGUAUAAUUCUACAUGAGAAAUGUCGAAUAGCGGUACUUUGUUCAGUGGUUUUGCCAAUGCAUGCUAGUCUCUUGGAACUUUUUUCAGACUGAUUAGUAUAUGUGAUAUGAAUAGUGAUAAUAAAGUGAUAUUUUUCAAUAUAUAUGCAUAGUUUUAAAUUAAAAUGUCAU